This is a messenger RNA of Mustela lutreola (European mink), 2938 nucleotides long. It is a transcript of the gene OSBPL2, whose product is annotated as oxysterol binding protein like 2. The transcript is spliced from 14 exons. The record is from RefSeq and is a predicted model, not a curated record. The coding region runs from base 279 to 1721 and encodes 480 amino acids. Gene Ontology annotation, cellular component: intracellular membrane-bounded organelle; cytosol; membrane. NCBI's taxonomy places the organism in Eukaryota, Metazoa, Chordata, Mammalia, Carnivora, Mustelidae. Gene Ontology annotation, molecular function: cholesterol binding.
GUCCCGCGGUGCCUGGCGCGGUGCUGCCGUCGGGAGCUGGGCGGUGCACGGGCCGUUGCGUUUCCCGGGGAGCGGCUUUCCCGGUCGCCUCCCGCGCCCUUGUGCGGACGGACGGCAGCUCCGGACUCCCGCGGCCUGUCCAGAUCUCCAGUGCCUGUUGGGUCUUUACCAAGAGGGAAGUUGCCAGCGUACAGUUACUUACCCGCUGAUGUAGGUCGGGCGCAAUGGCUCCGUAGAAAGGCCGGGACCGGGCGGCGAGGGAGCCCGGCAACCGAAGGAUGAACGGCGAGGAGGAAUUCUUCGACGCUGUCACAGGCUUUGAUUCUGAGAACUCUGCCGGGGACUUUUCAGAGGCCGAUCAGAGGGUUGCUGGAGUGAUGCGCGUGGACACUGGCAGAAGCAGUGCGGUCGGAAAGGUCGAGGAGAGGCCCCCUCGAGAGAAUGGAAUUCAGAAGCACAGGACCUCGCUGCCUGCCCCGAUGUUCUCCAGAAGUGACUUCAGCGUGUGGAGCAUAUUAAAGAAAUGCAUCGGCUUGGAGCUGUCCAAGAUCACCAUGCCCAUCGCCUUCAACGAGCCCCUGAGUUUCCUGCAGCGGAUCACAGAGUACAUGGAGCAUGUGUACCUUAUCCGCAGCGCCUGCUGCCAGCCCCAGGCCCUGGAGAGGAUGCAGUGCGUGGCGGCCUUUGCAGUGUCUGCGGUGGCUUCCCAGUGGGAGAGGACCGGCAAGCCCUUCAACCCCCUCCUGGGAGAGACGUACGAGCUGAUCAGGGAGGAUUUGGGAUUCAGAUUCAUAUCUGAACAGGUCAGCCACCACCCCCCCAUUAGUGCGUUUUACUCAGAAGGCCUCAAUCAGGACUUCCUGUUUCACGGCUCCAUCUACCCGAAGCUCAAGUUCUGGGGCAAGAGCGUGGAGGCUGAGCCCCAGGGCACCAUCACGCUGGAGCUGCUCAAACACGGGGAAGCCUACACCUGGACCAACCCUACCUGCUGUGUACACAACGUGCUUGUCGGGAAGCUCUGGAUCGAGCAGUACGGCACGGUGGAGAUCGUGAACCACAGAACCGGAGAUAAGUGUGUGCUUCACUUUAAACCCUGUGGAUUGUUCGGAAAAGAACUUCACAGAGUGGAGGGCCACAUUCAAGACAAGAACAAGAAGAAGCUCUUCAUGAUCUAUGGGAAAUGGACAGAGUGCUUGUGGGGCGUUGACCCAGCUGCGUAUGAGUCAUUCAGGAAACGGGAGAGGAGAGGUGACUUGCCGAGCAAGAUGCAGCCGGACGAUGGCUCCCAGAAAGCCGAAGGCGACGCGGUGGACACCGUGCCCGAGGUUCAGGAGACGGUGCAGGUCAUUCCUGGCAGCAAGCUACUCUGGAGGGUCAAUACUCGGCCCCCCAACUCUGCCCAGAUGUACAAUUUCACCAGUUUCACUGUCAGCCUCAACGAGCUGCAGAGCGGCAUGGAGAAGACCCUGGCGCCCACGGACUGCCGCUGGCGCCCUGACAUCCGCGGCAUGGAGAACGGGGACAUGGAUCUGGCGAGCCAGGAGAAGGAGCGGCUGGAGGAGAAGCAGAGGGAGGCCCGGAGAGAGAGAGCCAAACGGGAGGCUGAGUGGCAGACAAGGUGGUUCCACCAGGGCAGCAACCCGCACACGGGGACCCCCGACUGGUUGUACACGGGGGGUUACUUUGAGCGGAAUUUCUCCCGCUGCCCGGAUAUCUACUGAGGGCUGGAGCGGCCGCGGGACCGGAGGCUGGACUGCGCCGAGCGGCUGCCCGGAGCUGCGGCUGCCGCAGAGACUGGCUUCUCCAGCGACCGUGUGCGCAGCGGCACCACCGUCCCCAGUGGGGGUUUUAUUCUAAUUAACUUUCGAUUUUGCCAAACAUUCUACUACUGUCGCAGCCUCUGUAAAGCUUCACUUGGGCUCAUCAUGUUCCCGUCGAGGGUGGAAAAGGGAAACCCUUUGCAGUCCCUCCACCAACAGGACCUGGCUGGGCUGUGUCGCUGACCGCACCCUCUUCCCUGGAAAGUUUGUAACUAAAGCCCGUGACCGGGAGGGGCUCCCAUAGUCGAAAAUCCCUCCACAGUCCUCCUCAUCACGCAGGGGCGCAGGGCUCCCGGGACUGUCGGAUGUGAACCAGUAACAGGGAAGAUGGAUCUGGAAGUCCUUGGAGGAGCUUUACCCGGGCCAGGAAUGACGGUAGUGCGAGCGUGGAGGUUGUCAAAGCAGCAGAUUGAAUGAAAUGAAAAGUUGUCAGAUUCUGUAUUUUUUACCAAUCUUCGAUAAUGUAAAGAUUACUUUUAAAAUAUUUAAGUUAAAACUACUUGAAUGGUAUUUUGCUGAAGAGCAUAUGCAUUAAUCCCCAAUUGUCUGUCCGAGAGGAAGCGCUACCCUGACACUCCGGGCCGGCCGGAAACCUCGAGGGUUGUCGACCGCACUCCCUGGGCCGCUCCCAGCGGGGAAGGGAGCCCUGCCUCUGCCCUCGUCCGCUCCUCUUGUCACCAGGGCGUCCUCGUCAGCGCGGGCCACACUGCUGCAUCACAGAGCCAGUGUCCUGGCCUGCAGCGUCUUGCCCACACCCGCGGCGCGGUCGUGUCCCCGUCGGCCCAGCAUGUGUGUUCAGACGCGGGCGAGUCCCAGCGGGCGGGCGCCGCAGGAGGGCCCAGAGCAGCCUGUGAUUAAAAUUAUUUAACAAAAACUAAGCGUAUGUCCAUUUAGCAAACAUCUUUUCAAGUGACUGUGGUCUUUCUGUAGAAAUGUCACCGCCACAGGGCACAGCAGAGCUCCGAGCGGAAGGCCUUCCACCGACGGCUCGCACAUACUUGCACACUCAGGCACAUGCGGUCUCAUGUAGGGAGUGGCGGGUUCUCGGGAGAGGGUGUCGUCACUGUGUGUCCAGGCUUCAACAUCACAUUUGUAAUUAAAACACUUUUAAAAGCGAA